Messenger RNA from Pogona vitticeps (central bearded dragon), 2011 nucleotides. RefSeq names its product signal transducing adaptor family member 2 (gene STAP2). The record is from RefSeq and is a predicted model, not a curated record. Gene Ontology annotation, molecular function: signaling adaptor activity. Lineage: Eukaryota; Metazoa; Chordata; Lepidosauria; Squamata; Agamidae.
GUCGCACCCUCGGUGGCCGGUAGACUCAAACGCCUCUCCGUCCAAGGUCCAACUGCCCAACGGAAAGGGGUGGGCCUGGGAGAAUUUCGGGGAAACCGGGAAAGAGAGAGAGAGAGAAAAUAAUAAUAAGGAAGACAGAAAGCCAGAAGUAAAUACAGGUAUAAUUUAUUGCCUUCUGCUUCCUGGUAGAGGACUCUGAACUCCCGAGAGGAGGUUUGUUUCGGUCUCUCUCUUCCCCGCUGGCCGGAUUUUCUCCGCAGGGGCGGAAAGGAUGGCCACCCCGCGCCCCUUGGCCAGGAAGCCGAAGGCCACCCCGCCACCCCACUAUUACGAGGGCUUCCUGCAGAAGAAAAACCCGUGGGAAAAGGACUACCAGAGAUACUGGGCUGGGCUUCACGGACUCCUUCUGUACUUCUACAAUGCCAGCCGGGAUGUCCAGUAUGUUGAGAAAAUUGACCUGGCCGAUUUCGUCUCCCUCACCGACGAAACCCCCCCAAGAAUGGUGGGAACCUGGUCCUCAGAAGGGGUGAGGAUGACCCUGAAGACGAGAACACGAGAAGUGAUGCUAAAGCUGGAGAGCCUGGAGUCCCGGGAGAUGUGGAGAGGCAUUAUUCUCACCGUGGUGGAGCUGAAAGUGCCUUCUACUCUGGCAUUGCUUCCCGGACACCUUUAUAUGCUGUCCGAAGCGCUGGAGAAGGAGAAACAGCGUCGCUCCAAGCCAAGCCAAGCCAACGUGAAAGAAGAGAAGGAACUUCCAAGCUGCUUCUUCAGGGUCUCUCGGACAGAGGCCGAGGUGCUUCUGGAGAAAAAUGAAAACUGCGGAAAUAUGUUAUUACGGCCCGGUAGAGACGGGAAAAGCAUCUCUGUGACCACACGGCAGGACGUGAACGGAACCGUCACUGUCAAGCACUAUAAAAUCCAGGUGGAUUGUGGAGAAUACAUCAUUGAUGUGGAAGAGCCGUUCCGCUGUUCGUCGCUCGCCCAGGUGGUGGAGUUUUUCGUGACCAACAGCAAAAGGGUCCUGGUUCCACUGUCCGUCGACGAGAGCUACGCCAUGACGUUGGAGAUCAUGGAGAUGGAUAAAGAAAGCGGGGAAAGCAUCUCGGUGCCGGCCAAGACGGCUGGGGCGCCCCCAAAACAUCUGAAAGGUAGCCCUGGAGGAGAAAAACCGUCCCUGCCCCCGAGAGACCGACCACCUCUUCCCCGUCCUCCACCAGUCCCCCCAGUUAAGCCCCCAGUCCCCACCAGAGAGGACCAACCCGAGCACGUCUACAUGCAGGAAGAUCCCCCGGAGCAGACCUACAUGAACGACGCCUCACCUGUCUUCAGAAGCCCCCCAAAAGUGACUCAAAGAACCUCUGGCCGCCUGGCGUCGCUCCCCAGAAGUUUUUCGAUUGGCAUGUCUGAGGAGCUGGAGCGGAAACUCCAGGAACGGAGGGCCACCCUUCAAGAAUGAGAACCCGCCAGCCUCUGGCUUUCAGGGAGAAGGAUCAGUGCUCUCGAACUCGCGCUUUUGGGCGUCUCUGGACUCCGAGAUAUAAACCAUUGCUUAUCCUUUUUUGCAAGAAAAAGGCAAAUUUUCAGUUUGAUUUCACAGCUCUGAGCUAAACGGCCCAAGGGUGUGGCUUGGGCCAUCCAGAGUUUUUUUUAAUUUGAAAAUUCGGUCAAAAUCAUGAGGACCGGAUUCUCUUUAUUUCCAAUGUGUGGGGGAUCUUUUUGCUUGGGGGGGGGGUAAGAGUUCGACAGAGCCGCCAGACGUUCCACAGGGGAAAUAGCUAAGCUGGAUGGCCUGAUCUCAUCUUGUGACGGAGAGUCCCACCGGGCACUGAGACGUGGAAAAAAUGCAUGGCGCCCAGUCCACAUACAAACACAGCAAGUUGGUGGGUUAUGCAGAAAUCUAAAGUUUAUUAUUAAGGCCGGAAGCUGAGUUUUCGUGUGUGUAGUGAGACAGUAAAAACACAAAUUUUUCAAACAGAAAUAUUAAUUCAAAAUAAAAUUCUCUAGACUCUCA